UUUAUCUCGCCUGGGUGCUAAAGCGUCGCUGAUCCCAUUUCAGUACCAGCAGCCAUGGCCGAAAUUAAGACGGGAAUUUUUGCAAAAAACGUCCAAAAACGGCUAAGUCGGGCGCAGGAAAAGGUGCUGCAGAAAUUGGGUAAAGCGGACGAGACAAAAGAUGAACAGUUUGAACAAUGUGUCCAGAACUUCAAGAGACAGGAGUCAGAGGGCUCCCGACUGCAGAGGGAAAUGAGGGCGUACUUGACAGCUGUGAAAGCAAUGCAACAGGCUUCAAUAAACUUGACAGAGUCACUACAUGAAGUCUAUGAGCCAGAUUGGCAUGGGAAGGAUGAUGUCAUGACGAUCGGGAAGGAUUGUGAUGCCUUGUGGGAGGACUUUCAUCAAAAGCUAGUGGACUCGACAAUAAUCACAUUGGACAACUACCUCCAACAGUUCCCUGAUCUUAAGAUCCGUGUUGCAAAAAGAAGCAGAAAGCUGAUUGACUUUGACAGUGCACGGCACCAUCUAGAGACCCUUCAGGCAUCAACCAUGAGAAAUGACCGGAAGAUCGUGAAGGCAGAAGAUGAGUUGAAAAAGGCCCAGAAGGUGUUUGAUGAGCUAAAUGUUGGUUUACAGGACGAGCUGCCCACUCUUUGGGACAGCCGAGUUGGAUUCUAUGUGAACACGUUCAAGAGUGUGACACACAUUGAGGCCAAAUUCCAUCGGGAAAUCUCCUUACUCUGCAAACAGCUGUAUGAAGUGAUGACCAAACUUGGAGAGCAGCAUUCUGACAAAAUGUUCACCAUUCAGGGAGCUCCAAGUGAUUCGGGACCUUUGCGUCUCGCAAGGACUCCAUCACCCCCAAGUGAUGAUAGUCCACCUGACAGCCCAGUAGCAAGUCCAAACCACUCUCUAAGGCCUGUUUCUCCUGGUCCACCAAGGCCCAAAUCACCAUCACAGCUGAGAAAGGGGCCACCGGUACCCCCACCACCAAAGGUCACUCCCACCAAGGAGCUGCACCAGGAGCAGAUCAUCAACCUGUUUGGUGACGAAUUCCUACCACCGCCUGCAAUGUCGCCAUCACUGCCCAACGAGAGACCAGGUGAAUCUCUCAUGGAUAUGGACUUUGAUCCCUUCACCCCAAACACUCCAAUGGGGCAGCCUGUGUCACCAGUGGGACAGGCAUUACCCUGGGACAUGUGGACGGCAAAUGUUGAACCUGCACAGCCUCCGGACUCUGGGUCUGUGAGAACUGUGGGUGCUGAGGAGAGGGGCGGUUGUAGUGAUCCCUCAAGCACUACUGACUUUAACCCUGGGUUCCCCGCAUUCCCUGAGCAGGGUGGAGACUCUGGCUUCGUUGCAGACUGGGCCGCUGACUUUGGCCCCACUCCAGAGAACGGAGACUCUGUUCCUGCGGCUGCUGAAGCUGCAGCCCGUCAAGCUCCUACUGCAGGGCAAGAAGAGGCCCAGGAUGGGGCCCAGAGCUGGCACCAGGCAGACGGCUGGGGCGGGGACACAGGGGAGGCGGCAGUAGCAGCACAGCCACAGGAGAGAGAGGCAGCAUCUGGAGAUGAGGUUAGCGGCUGGGACCCAAACCCCCAACCUAACCCCAACUGUUAUUUAUCUGGAGAGGAGGGUGGCCAGUCCAUGCAGGAAACAGGACAGAGGCCAUCAGAGGUAGGGCCAGGGGGAUGGGAGGCAGGUUUAGAAGAAGGAGGGGCUGAUCCAGGGGCGGAAGAGGCAGGCAGGGGGGACCGCCGCAAAUCCACGCCGGGGCUUCGCAUCACCAACGAGCAUGACCAGGAGAUUGAAGAUACCACUGAGGGCAGUGAGCACGGCUUGUACCUGACACAGGGAGGAAGAGAUGGCUCCACACCAGAGAGGGGACUAUCUGGCCUGGCAGACCUAGAUGGUUCAGGCUCUGAAUAUGAGACAGCACAGGAGUGGGGCGAUGGAAUAGGCCAUGGUGAUGGAUGGGCCAGCGCUGACGAUGAACCUGCACCCACUGAUGCCUUGGCAGAUCAGGACAGUACCUCUGCCCAAGGAGGUUUUGCUGAUUGGGCUUCAGGUGAUCUGACUGACCAAAACGAGCAUGCUCAGGAAAGCCGAUUUGGCAAUGAUGCCUUUGCACCGGACUGGGCCCAAACAACAGAUCAAGCCUCAAUACAGCCAGCAGAAACAGAAAUAAUAAGUGUACCAGAACACUCCCAGAGUGCAGCUGAAUCUUUUAACAGCACCAACCUGUUCAGUGUAGGAAAAGACCCAUUCGAACACACAGGAGUGCCCCUAGAAGAUAGCUUGUCCAGAGAAAAAGUCAUAGGAUUUGCAUCUGCCUCUUUUUUCAAUACCUUUGGGGGUUUGGAGGGGUUGGAGACCCAUGGUGGAGGUGGAUUUGAACCAAAUACCUCCACAGAAACUCUUGGGAAGGAUGGGAUGAGUGGAUUUGAAUCAGAUCCUUUUGCAGAAAUUCAAGGGGGAGGUGGGUUUGAGUCAGAUCCCUUUGCAGAAACUCAAGGGGGAGGUGGGUUUGAGUCAGAUCCCUUUGCAGCAACUCAAGGGGGAGGUGGGUUUGAGUCAGAUCCCUUUGCAGCAACUCAAGGAGGUGGGUUUGAGUCAGAUCCCUUUGCAGAAACUCAAGGGGGAGGUGGGUUCGAGUCAGAUCCCUUUGCAGAAACUCAAGGGGGAGGUGGGUUCGAGUCAGAUCCCUUUGCAGAAACUCAAGGGGGAGGUGGUUUUGAGGUAGAUUCCUUUGCAGAAACUCAGGGGCAUGCUGUGGAGCAAGGAUUUUCAACAGAUCUCUUUGUGAACACUCAGGGUGGAGGUGGGUUCGAGUCAGACCCUUUUACUAAUACCAAGGAGGGAAGUGGGGUAGCAGGUGAUUUUGCUACAGAUCCUUUUGCAGAAACCACCACAGAAGGUGGGACAAGUUGGGCAGCAGACCCUUUUGGCAAUACACCAUCAGCAGGAACAGAAGGUGCCACCAAUAACACCGGCUCCUGGCAGGAAGUUAGCGACAGCAGUGGAUUCUUCUCAGAUGGACAGCGCGAUUUUCUUGCCUUUCCUGGUGCAGGAGGCAGCGAAGGAGCAGCGAAGGAAGUAAGCACCCCCAGAGCUCACAAAGAGCCAGAGAAUUCGGACCUGUCUGAAGACGAGGUGGCAAACCGGAGAUACGGAAAGUUGUAUCAAGAGAUAGAUACAGAGAAGGAAGAGGUGACCAACAAUGCAUUUAAUGGAUUUUCACAGGAUUCCAGUGCCCCAGCAUUCUUUGCUGAUUUUGAUAAAAUGAAUGAGUCCACUGGUGUCCCUGCCACCGCUGCCACUGAGGCUGAUGUGGACACUAUAACAGCUGUUGCCACUGAAGCUGCAGAGGGUGCUGCUGCCUGCGAGACAGAGGCAGGGCCUGAGGCAGUCGCAGAGGCAACCCCAGAGGCAGCCCCAGAGGCAGUCCCAGAGGCAAGGCCUGAGGCAGCCCCAGAGGCAAGGCCUGAGGCAGCCCCAGAGGCCAGGCCUGAGGCAGCCCCAGAGGCCAGGCCUGAGGCAGCCCCAGAGGCAGCCCCAGAAGCCAGACCUGAGGCAGCCCCAGAGACAGGGCCUGAGACAGCUGAGGGCCAGGAGCCUGCUGCCUCUACUGAGGAGGCUGAGGAAACCAGGAGUUCCACUGCCCCUAAAGAGAAGACGCCUGCUUCCCCUGUUGAGUCUCCUGAUGAGCCUGCUGCCACUGAGGGGGCUGAACAAGCCGAGGUCCUCCCUGUUGAAGAGGCUGAAACACCACCCCCUAUUGAGGAAGUACCGCUGGAAUGUGUUGCCAACCCGGAGGAAAGGAAGGAGCCCCCCCUGGAGGAGGCUCCGACCGUAGUGGCUGAGCCAGUGGAUGAGAACCCUAAGGAGGCUACUGUGGCCACCACUGAGGGUCCUGCAGAGGUGGGGCCGGAGGAGGAGAAGAUGCCCAUCCCAUCUGUGGUGAUUGAACCCGCCUCUAGCAACGAGGGUGAUGAUGACCGUGACGGUGACAUAAUCUCCCCAACAACUAUCAGUGACAAUGGGGUGGCACCUGAUAACCAACCAGCCAAAGACAUCAGUUCCUCUGGUGGAUUUCCCCUUGACUUCAUGUAUAAGGUAGAGACCCUGCAUGAUUUUGAGGCAGCAAACUCGGAUGAGCUUGAACUGAAGAAAGGUGACAUUGUUCUAGUCGUCCCCACAGCUCUUGCAGAAGAUCAGGAUGCUGGUUGGCUGACGGGUAUGAAGGAAAGUGAAUGGUCACAGCUAGGAGCUGAUGCCCAUAAAGGACUCUUCCCAGAAAACUUCACACAGCGUUUGGAUUAACCGGCUAAGCCCCAUGGAAGGGCAAGAGACCUGCAACCUCCAAACGUCUGGAUAACUGUCUGCUGACAAGUCUGUGACCUUGUCCACAAGGCAUAAAAAGGCUCCCUAUAAAGGAAACGACAAAUCAACAGAAAUUAAAUUGUGGACAAACACUAGUACCUACUCAAAGCAUAACGAAAAAUAACAUGAGCAUGAUGCGAAUAGUAAGGUCUACCCUCCUUAAUGAAUUGAGACACUUCUUUGUUUGUUUGUUUGUUGAUCUGUAAGCGAAGGCAACAUUUGAGUGUGCUUUGUUGGAAGUGCUUUGACCUCCACAUAUGAUUCCGUUUGAUCAGAAGAAAAACGAAAACGAGUAAAAAGUUACCUUGUCCUCUGCACCAAGUGUAUCGUGUUGAUUUUGUUGCUUUGCAACAGAAUUUAUCAGAACCUGUAGUGCUAUGAUCUAUUUAACCGUUCUUAAGUGUUACACAAAACUUUCAGUGUUUCUUUCAGACAUUUCAGACAUAAAUGUUACCUUGCAUCAUUGUUAGUGUUUUCUUGUAGUGUCAUGGCUGAACGUGUGAGGCUAUGGUGAUGAUUUCUUUGGCGUACUCGGUGUUGACAUUGUUCAUUGACAAGACUCGCUGUGCUCUUGCCAAAAGGUAGUGGACUUGGACAUUUUGAACAUCGAAAUGGGCAUUCAAUGAGUUUCCAGCAUGAAUAAUAAUGUUUUGUGAUGAAACAAGUUCCUAAAAACUGGCAGAUACAGCUUUUACAAAGCUGGAAAAAAUCUAUGUAGCUCCCCUCCACAGAAUAAAUAAGUGUAUAUCCUUAUAGCCUACCUUAUACAGUAUCUGCAAUUACAUAUACACAAACUAAGUCAACCAGGUGAAGAUCUAUGAAGAUAUUUAUUUGUGAAUGAAAUGUUAUGUUCUGAUAAAUUUUAUUUUACUUUAUAUUUUUUAAGUCAAAGAUCACUGGGAAGGUGUUGGGUGUGAAAUCCGAUAUGCAAUCUAUGUAAUUGGUUUAUAUAGGGUCCCAAUAGUCCAACUGUUCAGUAUAGAAAUGAUUAUGAUGUCACUCCUGUGUUCGUACAGUUAGCCCUUACUGUAGAACUUUUCUUUUGUGAUGUACAUAUCUGUGAUUACUAUAUUAUCAUAAGUGAAUAAAGAAUAGUUCAUAUGGUACAUUUCA
Molecule: messenger RNA, 5478 nt
Organism: Osmerus eperlanus (European smelt)
Lineage: Eukaryota; Metazoa; Chordata; Actinopteri; Osmeriformes; Osmeridae
Gene: amph
Product: amphiphysin
Exons: 25
Coding region: 55-4305 (1416 amino acids)
Biological process (GO): synaptic vesicle endocytosis
Cellular component (GO): plasma membrane; synaptic vesicle; cytoplasm
Molecular function (GO): protein binding; phospholipid binding
Source: RefSeq, a predicted model, not a curated record